Messenger RNA from Aaosphaeria arxii CBS 175.79, 715 nucleotides. RefSeq lists its product as uncharacterized. The coding region runs from base 16 to 306 and encodes 96 amino acids. NCBI's taxonomy places the organism in Eukaryota, Fungi, Ascomycota, Dothideomycetes, Pleosporales. The record is from RefSeq and is a predicted model, not a curated record. The transcript has a single exon.
GCGUCUCCUCCAGCCAUGCAAACCCAGUUCCAUCACUAUCAGCCGAAUCCUCAACGUCAGAGCGCUCCAGUUGCGCGGAACCAGAUCACAGGUCCAUUCCAAAUCCCCCGUGUACCACACCCAUGGCCCUACGGCCGGGCACAGGACGGAAGUACCAGUGGUGGGUCAGGCCAUGGAGCCAUACCCAUCGACCCACAACUCUUAGGGCAAGGACAACAAGGUGGUAACAACACCAACAACAACAACAAUGGGCAAACGCAAGGUCAAUGGCAUCAUCAUUCUGGAGGCAACGGCAACAGAGGAUAGGUUGCAUUCGUUGUGAUAGAUGAAGACCUGAGCACAAACAAGAUCUCAACAGCCAACGAACUUCCCCUUCCUCGCCUUCGCUACCCCCGGCAAAGGUACGAGAUUACCAUGAACAUGCCGGCCAUGUAGACAAUGCGUGUCUUAUUCCGAAGAAAUGCAGUACCGAAUCAGGUGGAUGGAUUUAUGGACCCCAUGGUCAGGACCGACGGGAUGCUCCGCCAGAGCAUGGGCCAGACCUGGGCUCAACGCAUCCUUGAUUCACGGUACCUGGUGUUUGGUGUUUGGUGUUCAAUACUUCUUCCUAUCUACAACCAUGGAGAGCAGGCACCACAGCAAACGCGUAGGUUGGCUUCGUGAGAUGCCACCUGACAUGGGGGACAAUGUCGCGGACACUUGUGUCGUUUUGGAC